Racocetra fulgida is the source of this 171-nucleotide messenger RNA. Lineage: Eukaryota; Fungi; Glomeromycota; Glomeromycetes; Diversisporales; Gigasporaceae. The record is from the annotation of a GenBank genome assembly.
ACACCUGAUUUAACUCCCAAAGAGAUAAUAGAUAAUGUGACAUCGCUUUUUAAGCGCUUACACGUGCUGGUUAUUGGGCCUGGUUUAUCAAGAGAUGAGAUGAUGUUGGAGUGUGCUAAAGGUAUCAUAUUAAAUGCAAAAGAACAACAUAUACCAAUUAUUGUCGAUGCG